AUGGGUGGAGAGAAGGAGAAGACGACGGUGGAGGAGGAGCCGCUCAGCCCAUGCUCACGGCUGUUCAAUUCGCCGGACUUUAACUGUGCGAUAAUCGUCACAUUGGGAUGUAAAGUCAAAGGAAACCCACCUGCUAUCAUCGAAGGCCUUAAACACACUCUCGUUAAUCACCCUCGCUUCUCAAGCAUUUUAGACAUGAAAAAUGGGAAGAAAGGGAAACCGAGUUGGGUUCGGACAAAAGUUAGAGUAGAAGAGCAUGUGAUUGUUCCGGUUAUAGAUCCCGACACUAAAAAUCCUGAUCAGUUUCUUGAAGACUAUAUCUCUAAGUUAACGACCGUUCCUCUGGAUUUGUCUAAACCAUUAUGGGAAAUUCACAUACUCUGUCUCAAAACAUCAAACGCCGAAUCCAUUGGAAUUCUCAAGAUCCACCAUUCUUUGGGAGAUGGAAUGUCUCUCAUGUCUCUUUUCCUCGCUUGCACUCGCAAAACAUCAGAUCCUGAGGCCUUGCCUACUGUUGCGGUUCAGAAAAAACGCUUUGGACCGAGAUGCUACAGCGGUUUUUUCAACAAGAUUUGUUGGUCAUUUGUAGCGCUCUGGUUCAUUAUAAGAUUGGUCUUCAACACUUUUUUUGAUGUCUUGAUGUUUGCUCUUACAAUAUGUUUCUUGAGGGAUACGGAGACUCCUCUCUUGGCGAAAAUCAGUAGUGAACUUAACCCUAAGAGGUUCGUACACCGGAUCAUCAGCUUCGACGAUGUUAAGCUUGUGAAAAAUGCAAUGAAAAUGACGGUAAACGAUGUUCUUCUUGGAGUAACACAAGCCGGACUUUCGCGGUAUCUUAGUCGAAGAUAUGAACAAGAAGGAACAGUGAAAUCGAAAGAGUUGAUGAGGAGAAUCCGACUUCGUUCAGCCAUUAUGAUUAACUUGAGACCAAACACAGGAAUUGAGGCUCUAGCAGAUAUGAUGGCCAAGAAAUCGAAAUGCAGAUGGGGGAAUCUCUUCGGUUACAUUCUUCUACCCUUCUCGGUCGGGCUAGAGACUGAUCCUCUAGAAUAUGUGCGCCGAGCUAAAGUCACGGUUGACCGCAAAAAAGACUCCCUCGAGGCUGUAUUCUCCAUGGCCUUCUUUAAAUUGUUACUAAAAGUUCUUGGGCUCAAGGCAAGUGUAGUUCUUGUGAGGAAAGUGAUCCAUAGCACAACUUUGAGCUUUUCAAAUGUCGUCGGUCCAAAGGAAGAAAUAACCUUUCAUGGUCACCCACUAUCUUAUAUCGCCCCUAGUGUUUUUGGCCACCCACAUGCGCUUACUCUACAUUUCCAGAGUUAUGUGAACAAAAUCAUCAUAUCGGUAACGGCCGAUCCAACGGUCAUUCCUGACCCUCACAAGAUGUGUGAUGAUUUGGUCGAGUCUCUCAAGUUAAUUAAAUCCUCUGUUCUAGAAAGAGGUUUAUAUGAGAUAGAUGUCUAA
Arabis nemorensis is the source of this 1461-nucleotide messenger RNA. The record is from the annotation of a GenBank genome assembly. NCBI's taxonomy places the organism in Eukaryota, Viridiplantae, Streptophyta, Magnoliopsida, Brassicales, Brassicaceae.